CCAGCCUGUCUGUCCCCCAGUCGACGCCCUUCGAUCGGGGUUCGAUCGUGUCCUUCUGUCCCUCUGUCACUGUGUCAGUGCCUGCACCCUGCCGAUCCAGCCAGCCAGCCAGCCCGGGCCUUAUCUAUCUAUCUAGUCUCUAGUUACUCUCUGUAUCGCCUCGUGUCCCGUCAGCGUCAUCCACUGGUGCCUGUUGCUUAACUCCAUCGGAAACGGGGUUAACGGUCUUUCGGUCUUGUCUCAACCUUUUUUCCAUCUGUUCCACUCGCCUUCACUGCCCCCUUUAAAUUCCCUGCCCUUCCCCUCAUCGUGCAUUCCGAGAGUGACAGAGUUCUUCCCUCUGUCACUCUAUCCCUCCGUGCGACAAGGUGUCUGCCGCGCGACUCCCUUCGCUUUCUCUUCAGGUCCCAGCCUCACGUUCCUGGAUCUCAUUCGAAAGCGCCCGAUACAUCUCCUCCCGGCCGACGGCAUCCAGACGAUCGUCGUCUACGUCUACGAUGGCCUCCGAGUCGCUCCGCUCGUCCAGUAGCGAGUUUGAGAGCCGUCGACAAGACAGCACUCCACAUUCAGCUCGUGGAGCCAGCGCAACCCCAGCGCCCUCAGCCUGGUUCCCCCUAGGUUACAGGGAAGGGUUCAGUCAAUGGUGGGCGUCUUUACCCGCCGCCACAGCCGAACACCGAGUCCUUUCCUACCUCCCUUAUCUUCAGCAUCAACCCCCAACCCACCUCCAGACCGGAAAGAAAUGCGGUUCUUCCAGCGGAUCGGAGAGUCUACAGUCUGCCGACCAAACCCAACAGGGCGAAGUCUCAACCGACUCGACGGAUGACCCGUACGGCCCUCGUAAAUGGCGCUCCAGCAUGGUGGAGCUGAGCGGGAAGAACCGCGCUCUGAACGAGUUCUCCGUGGAGAGAAUUGGUGAAGAAGCAGACCAGCAUCUUGUCAUGCUUCACGGGUAUGGCGCUGGUCUCGGAUUUUUCUACAAGAAUUUCGAGCCUCUCAGUCGGCUUAAGGGGUGGCAACUCCAUGCGCUUGACCUCCUGGGCAUGGGCCGCAGCACGCGGCCAUCAUUCCGCAUCAAAGCGAAGGAGCGAGAGGAGGCCAUUAAAGAGGCAGAAGCCUGGUUCGUGGAUGCUCUGGAAGAGUGGCGAGUCAAGCGCAAAAUCGACCGCUUCACACUACUCGGUCAUAGUCUGGGAGGCUACAUGGCAGUUGCAUACGCCCUUAAGUACCCGGGACGACUCAACAAGCUUAUCCUAGCUUCCCCAGUGGGAAUCCCAGAGGAUCCCUACGCUGUGCGGGCAGAGAUGCCAGCACCACCCGAUUCCACCAUGGCAACCGAGCUCACCCAGAACCAGCGCAACAUCGCCGAAUCAGCAUCUUCAGUCCCCCACAGCGAGAUACAAAAAGGCGAUAACAAUAUUCUGCUGAAGGGUGCCCCCACUAAUACUGCCGCUGGCCAAGAUCAGCCGGCCCGGCGCAUGGUCCCCAAGUGGUUCGCCUAUCUUUGGGACGCUAACAUUUCCCCCUUCACUCUGGUGCGAUGGGCGGGACCCUUGGGACCGCGCCUGGUCUCCGGGUGGACGUCUCGACGUUUUUCCCAUCUGCCGGCUGACGAGGCCAAGGCUUUGCAUGACUACUCAUAUUCGAUCUUCAGCUUGCGAGGCAGCGGCGAGUAUGCUCUGUCGUACAUCCUCGCCCCGGGCGCAUUUGCCCGCAGUCCCCUGAUCCAACGCAUUGAGGGCAUCGGUCGCCAGUUCAUCCAGCAGAAUCCAUCACCCGCUCUCGAGUCAGCGAAAGCCACCGCGACAGCCUCCCUCCAAUCUACCCCGGAAUCGUCUGCCAACCAAUCCUCCCUGACCACAGCCAAACGCGAGAACGGUUUGCCGAUUAUUUUCAUGUACGGUGAUCACGACUGGAUGGAUGUGAAGGGCGGAUUGGCAGCAAAGACCAAGCUCGACCAGGAGAAGGAGCGCAUUCUGCAAAAUGCGACGGUUGAGGAACGCGCGGCGGACAACGGCUCCGCCAAGGUAGUCAUUAUCAAGCGGUCCGGCCACCAUGUCUACCUGGACGGAUGGGAGGAGUUCAACCGGAUCGUUCUGGCCGAGAUGGAGGAGACGACUCAGAAGGAGAGAGCCAAGAGCACAUGAUAGAGCUCUUGCCUCUCAAUUUUGCUAAUAUCCAAAUCUCUUAUCUUAUUUUCCCUUGUUAAUGUGUUCCCGAAGAGGUGUUUACGAUGUGUUGGGUCCUAAACAGCGGGUUUGUCUUGUCGGAGUAUAAUCAUUGAUUGUUGGUUUUUUCAGGUCAAAAUCCAUCAUGGAAUACGCAAGAUGUACAUACCUACGGUAGAAGUUGAUACAGAUCACAGCAAGAAGGUAUAGACAUAUUCAAAAUCUUUAUCAUGGC
Aspergillus sclerotioniger CBS 115572 is the source of this 2403-nucleotide messenger RNA. RefSeq names its product putative alpha/beta hydrolase. The transcript has 2 exons. NCBI's taxonomy places the organism in Eukaryota, Fungi, Ascomycota, Eurotiomycetes, Eurotiales, Aspergillaceae. Gene Ontology annotation, molecular function: A2-type glycerophospholipase activity. Gene Ontology annotation, biological process: cardiolipin acyl-chain remodeling. The record is from RefSeq and is a predicted model, not a curated record. Bases 498 to 2147 code for a protein of 549 amino acids. Gene Ontology annotation, cellular component: mitochondrial inner membrane.